UUAAAAUAUGCAAAAAAAUAAUUUUAAAGUAUAUAUAAAAGUAUGGCUACAAGACAAUCGAAUACACAAUUCAAUUAAUUUUUACUAUCAACAUUAUACAAAAAAAGGAAAAGAAAAAACUGGAAUUCCAAGUCAUCCAAAAAAUCACCACCGUAUCUAAAUAAAGAAAGCUGGAACAAAUGGAAAGGAGAGAUAGAGAGAGGUUGGGUUGAUGAUUAUAUUCCUGCCUCAUGUUUGAUCUUUUUAACUACAUACCCAUCUUCUCCUCUCUUUUUCUUGCUUUUAUAAUACUGCAGAUUAAUUACAAUACUAUUCAUGUUCUCUUCUUCUGACACUUUCAUCUCCUACUUAACUAUGUCCCAUUCUGAUUUGUUUCUCGUUAAAGAGUAUAACGAAGAGAUGGAAUUCAACUUCUCCCAAAGACCCGGAUUCCAAUUCCAGGAUGGAAUUAUUUCUCAUCAGUGCCACCACCAAGAUCAAGAUAAAGAACAAGAACAAGAACGAGAACAAGAAGCAGCCAAGGUUGAAAUUACAGAAAAAGUGAAAGAAGAAUGCAAGCGUACAGCUUCUUCUGCAGAAUCUACAAGCCCUGUAACUUUAGGAGAGCUGAAGGCAACAAAUGAUGAUGAUGAUGAUGAAGAAGAUAAUGAUGGAUUCAAGACUCCGACAUCUUUGGAUCACAAAAUCCCAGUAACCAAACAAUGCCCGCCUGCACCAGGAAAACCCAAGAUUCCGCCGUCGGCAAAAAGAAAAGCACGGCACACAAAUGUACGAAGAAGAAAUCUACAGCUUGAUCUAUGUCAAGAACUUGAAUCGCUAUUUCCUAGGACGAUUCUUGAUGAUUUCUAUAACAAGAUGAAGAAAGCUCGAAGAGAUGAUCGAUGAUACUCCAGCAAGUUAACGUGACAAUGAUUUGGUAAGGCAUACUUAUAUAUCAAUGUUUUGUAGAAAAUGAUAUUAAUUCUACUCAUAAUAAUGCAGCAACUGAGAAUAGUAUUUGGUUUUAGUUUUUGUUUUGCUUAAUUAAUUUUUCUUCUUCUUGUUUCUCUCUCAAAUCAUAUUGGCUGGUGGUGUAAAGUAAAAGUUGCAGAAAGAUCAAAGAUUUAGCCCAUAAAGAAAGAUGUGGAUGUGGAAUUUUCCUACUUUA
Ricinus communis (castor bean) is the source of this 1147-nucleotide messenger RNA. RefSeq names its product cyclin-dependent protein kinase inhibitor SMR14. Bases 316 to 885 code for a protein of 189 amino acids. The record is from RefSeq and is a predicted model, not a curated record. Gene Ontology annotation, biological process: regulation of DNA endoreduplication. NCBI's taxonomy places the organism in Eukaryota, Viridiplantae, Streptophyta, Magnoliopsida, Malpighiales, Euphorbiaceae. The transcript has a single exon.